CUGGUGCGGAGGAGGGGGAGAGUAAUGGUGGAGACUGUCACGUCGCUGCAGACAGCGUGCGCCUCCUUGCCCCUAGCUGCUGGCUCUAAUUUAUGGUACUGUCUCUGAGAGAGGCCCCGGUCAGCAACCGGAGGACGGGCUUGGUCAAACCUCAAGGUCUGGGUGGAUGAACUAAACUGUUCCCUAAACUCCACAAGCAUUUAAAUAAUGGAGUUUUUAAAACAGGCAGCAAUGUCAUCUGUUAUGUCAAAUGAAGCUGCCAGGUGCCUGAGGAGGAGUCUCUGGCAGUUUUCCUGGUUACAGUUUGUUCGUCGUUGUAGCUGCAAGAGGGAAAUAUCCAACGACAGUGCAUCAGUCAAACAGAAGCUCACAGUUAAAUCUGAGAAGGCAUCAAAUUCAAGUAAGAUCCAUGGACACGACUUCAAUAAGGCAGAACUGGAUGUUAAAGGUAAUGCAAAGAGAUUAACUGAGCUCCCAGAGAGCUUGCACAGGUCUGCUGCAUUGAAAAAGGUAAGAAGACCAGCAAUGAAUCUUUCCACUGGAACUUCAAGAAAACAAGAUGAUGCUAGUUUUGUCUGGCAGUCUCAGAACCCUUCCAAAGUCAUACAUACACAAUCAAGCUUGAAACCUAGUCAUGUCCGCAACUUGGAAUUUCACAACCUGAGAAAUGAUGAUUUUACAAAAAGAACAGUGCCAAAAAUUUCUCCAUUGACUGAAAGAGAGUCUCAUUCAGAGAUGUUGUUUGGCAUUGCACCUUGUAACCUGGCCCUUUCCCAAUUGCGUAGAAAGAUUUUCAGACUGUUUGUUAAAGAAAAUCGAAGACAGCGAGCUGAAAUACAGCAAAUCUAUCAGCGAGUCAAGGAAAUUGGAGUGCCAGUACAUCAGGUGAUGAGGAAGGUGCUUGACAGGUUAAGUGGGAACCAUGUUCACCAAGGUAUUUGUCUUGAGGUGACACCUCUGGACUAUGUGAACUAUGAUCAAUGCUCUUCAACAGAUAUUGAUGGUUCUGAAUUUGAACGCAGUGACAAACCGAUCUUGUGGCUGGCACUGGAAGAAAUCCAGGAUCCCAUGAACAUGGGAGCUGUGCUUCGUUCUGCUUACUUUCUUGGAGCAGAUCUUGUUCUUGUAAGUCAGCAAAAAAGUUGUUCUCUAACUCCAACUGUGAGCAAAGCUAGUGCUGGAGUUCUAGAAGUUAUGACUGUAUAUUGCACUUCUAGUUUACCUCAAGUACUAAAGACAAAAGGAGCCCAAGGCUGGCAAAUAGUGGGAACAGUUGGAAAGUCUACCGAAGCCAGCUUUAUACCAGUCAUUCCUUGUACAGAGUUCCAGUGGAGCCAACGAACCAUCCUGGUUCUGGGAAAUGAAGGUUUUGGCCUUUCUGAUGAUGUAAGCAGCCUGUGUCAUGCAAUGCUGACGAUACCAGCAGGUAGAGGCUUGCAACCUGGGAUUGAAUCCUUGAAUGUGUCUGUUGCUGCAGGAAUUCUCUUACAUUGUAUAGCCAGCAGGAGAAUGAAAACAUGACAAAGACUUAUCUCAUUAUGAUGGCCUCCUUGCACUGCUUUGAUGCUAAAAUGGCUUGCUUUGAAUCCAGAAACAGUUUGGUGGCUGCCUGUAAUAAAGCUUCCUGGUUGGACAAAUUUAAGUGCUAUUCACCUCAGGCCUGUACAAUUUGUAAUUCACUAUCAUAUGAACCCAACAGAUACAGAAUAAAUAAUGCUGCUUUAUACACUGAUCUUUGUACAAGUGGUGUUUGAAUGUAAAUGUUUAUUUGCAUAAAUGUGACCAUCUGCAUGGGUCAAGAUUUGACUUCCAUCUUCACUACUCUGUGGAGGAAGAAGGUAUUUUACCUGGAAAUUCCUUUUUGUGUGAUAUUGUAUAUUGCAGUCAGCUGGGCAUUAACGGUGGAAUAAUGAUAAUCAUUUGGAACCUGCCAAGAUUGCAAUGAACGUAUAACAUAUAACAUUUCUUAAAGGAAUGUAUGCAUUAUAUUUAAAUAAAAUUUACAACACAGAAAUAGGCUAUUUGGCACAAUGGAUUUGAGCCCUGCACAAGCUUCAUUACACUGUACUCCAUCAAACUCUUAUCAACAUACUCUUCUGUUCCUUUUCCAUUCAUUUUUAUCUAACUUGCUGUUAGGUACACCUGUUAAGAGAAUUUGUGUAUUUAAUAACUUCAGAAUACCUUAAGUUACAUUUUAAACAACGCUCUGGUUUAGUCCAAGGCCAUGUCAGCAGCAGCCUGUGUAUUGUUAAAACUUAAAUAUUUUUGUAGUGUUAAUUGUCACACUGCAGGUAACCUGCAUGGAAUAAUGGUUAUUUUACAUAUUGUGCACAGAUGAAAUACAUUUUCUAUAAUUAGGCAGUGUUAUGUAACCUUUAAAAUAGGUCAGGAAAAUAAUACUCUUUCUGCUAAAUUAUGUGUAAUUUUUACUGUUGUGCAUUGCCAAUUUUUGCCUAUGCACUGAUAUUUCUUUGCCACUGCACGGUUGCACAGGCAGGAGUUCAAAUGCACAAGUAUACAAAGUGACAGAUUGAAAAAGAUCAGUUGAUUCAUGACUUCUUUCCCAUUCAGCCUCAUUGCAACUAAUUGACAAAGCUUGCAGUGCUCCAGCCUUCCAAAAUGUUGCGAGACCUUGUGGGAAAGGCAGAAAACAGAUUAAAAGAAACUAAGAUAAUAAAAUGUGAGGCUGGAUGAACACAGCAGGCCAAGCAGCAUCUCAGGAGCACAAAAGAAACUAGCCCAAAUCAGGUAAAGAAUCCUUGGAAACUGUUCAUAUGCCCUCACGCCCCCCCUCCCCCCGUCCCAAAGGUGAUGAAGAGCAAGUUCUUGGAGCUAAAGAUGACCAUUAGGUACAUUCCACUUAACUUUUAUACACAACAUUGACAACAUCCAGGAAUUUGUCCAGUAAGUUUGCAAUUACUGGACAUGGCAAUGAUCUAUUCCAAAUGCCAACAAUUGUUCAGGCAUCUAACCUAAUUCUAACGUAGCUUACAUCCAUAUUCUCUCUCAUUUUCCCUAAUUUAUAUAAAU
Messenger RNA from Stegostoma tigrinum, 3030 nucleotides. It is a transcript of the gene mrm1, whose product is annotated as mitochondrial rRNA methyltransferase 1 homolog (S. cerevisiae). Lineage: Eukaryota; Metazoa; Chordata; Chondrichthyes; Orectolobiformes; Stegostomatidae. Gene Ontology annotation, cellular component: mitochondrion. Bases 208 to 1521 code for a protein of 437 amino acids. Gene Ontology annotation, molecular function: RNA binding; RNA methyltransferase activity. The record is from RefSeq and is a predicted model, not a curated record. Gene Ontology annotation, biological process: rRNA methylation. The transcript has 6 exons.